GAGGGCUGAGCAGCAGCCGGGAAAGAGAGCAGCCGAAGAAGGAGAAGGAGGAGGAGGCGAGGGUCUCUCUCUGUCUCUGUCUGGUCUCCGAGGGCGAUGGCGUUCCCUGAGGCCCGGAGGCCCGGGAGGAGGUGGCGCCUGCUGCUCUCCUGCCUCCUCUUGGGCUUCUCCUUCCCGCUCUUGGUGGCUCUGCUGGCGCUGCUCUGAGGAGGAUGCGGCUCCGAAGGGGAAAGGAGAGGCCGAAAUGAGCGCCAGGGAGGCGGCCUGGGCCUGAGGGCGAACGUAAGGAAGGAAGGGAGGCCUUGCCUCCGCCUUUUUGGCGCCAGAGCCGCGAAGGCAGCAGUAGGCGUUUUGUCCCUGGGCGGCCUCCGUCGAGGGUGUCGGAGGGCGAUGGGCGAAGGCAUGUCCAAGCGCCUGAAGCUGCAGCUGGGCGCCGAGGCCGAGAUGGAGGAGAGGGCCUUCGCCAACCCUUUCCCCGACUACGCCCCGAAGCAGGCCUCCCACAGACCCCCCCCAGCAGCAGCAGCCACCGACUCGGCCCCCGACGGCGACGAGGAGGAGGAGGAGGAGCAGGGCGACUACGAUCUCCCCUUCUACGGGGACGGAAAGAUCAACUCAUAUUUCAACAAGAAGGUCACGACUAAAAUUAAAGACCUGUUGCAGCAAAUGGAAGAAGGGCUAAAGACGGCAGAUCCUCACGAUUGCUCUACAUAUACUGGUUGGACAGGUAAGGUUUAUUUGACAGUAAUCAUGGAGAUGGAUUGGUUCAUUGGAGAUACUUCACUUUUUUGUCUUCAAGUGCUGGAUUCUAGGUUAAGGCUUGAUUACGUUGUGUUUCCUCACCAGUUUCCGUAUUCUGUCAUUGACUCCUUUGAUGUAAGACUUUUACAACUCCAGAGAAUAGUCCUCGCCACAGAUUCUGACCUUCCAGAUGAGCUGCUUUAUGGAAGAGCUGGUUACCUGUAUGCCUUGCUUUAUUUGAAUACUGAAAUUGGUCCUGAGACAGUACCACAGUCUAUUGUCAAAGAGGUAGUAGAUUCUAUCAUUGAAUCAGGUAAAAACCUCUCCAGAGAAGAACGAAAGAAUGAACGCUGCCCACUGUUGUAUCAGUGGCACAAAAAGCAGUAUGUUGGUGCAGCCCAUGGCAUGUCUGGGAUCUACUAUAUGCUGAUGCAGCCAGCAUCCAACGUGGAUCAGGAGACAUUGACAGAGCUGGUGAAACCAAGCAUCGACUACGUGCGUCAUAAAAAAUUCCGAUCUGGGAAUUAUCCAUCAUCUUUAAGCAACGAAACAGACAGGCUGGUGCAUUGGUGUCAUGGUGCCCCAGGAGUCAUCCAUAUGCUCAUGCAAGCAUAUAAAGUGUUCAAAGAAGAGAAAUACCUGCGGGAUGCCAUGGAAUGUAGUGAUGUCAUUUGGCAGCGAGGACUGUUGAGGAAAGGGUAUGGCAUCUGCCAUGGGACUGCAGGAAAUGGUUACUCCUUCUUAUCUCUCUAUCACCUUACUCAGGAUAAAAAGUACCUCUAUCGAGCUUGCAAGUUUGCAGAGUGGUGUCUAGAAUAUGGUGCGCAUGGGUGCCGUAUUCCCGACCGACCCUAUUCACUCUUUGAAGGUAUGGCUGGAGCAAUCCACUUCCUCUCUGAUGUAUUGGUCCCUGAGAAGUCCCGCUUCCCAGCCUUUGAACUUGGUCCUCAAAGGAAAGAAAACAAAGAGGGGGACAACAGCUAAAUGGAAACCUAACAUGAUGCCAAAAGCAACAAGACUGUUUAGUGCCUAAAGUACACUGAACCAACAGUGGAGUCUGAACAAAGAGUGAAAACAUUCUCACCUGUUCUCCAAAGGAUCAUUUUUUGUCAUUGCCACUUGAAUGAGAGAAUUCAACACCUCAAUGUCUCAUUUUAAGAGAUGCCUUUUGCUUUGGCAUAGAGCAGUCUUAGUCUUCAUUGGGGAUCUCCUUUUUCAGUUUUCACAGUUGUCUUCAGCUCUUUUGAGUGUUUGCAUGUUUCUUGGUGUUUGUAAGUGUGAGGUUUUUUCUGUUUGCUGUAAAGCUGAAAGCUAUUAUGUGACAUCCAGUCUUGUUUUUCUGUGCAUGACUGUAAUGACAAUACAGUUCUCUUCCUGCAGCUGGAUAUAUGAGCUCACAGUGGGACUGCUAUGUCUGUGGACCACAAGAAAAGAAGGAAGCAAGACAGGCAAAUGCCCAAAUUGAUUGCUCUCUUCCAAGUUCAUACUUUCAAAGUUACUGAACACAUUUUCCCUCCACAAUUUCAACAGCAAGAUUCAGCCAUACUUAAACACUUAUAAAGUCCAUCGGUUUCCAUGCUGAAAGUCAUGCAUGUGCUGAGAUCUCCUGUAUUGAGAUCAGUAGGAUUUAACUGUGCCCAGUUUCUCUCUAAAUUAAAGUGAACAAGUUUCUUCCCUUUUCCAUUGCAAAUAUUUUUUUAGCUUUUAGUUCUUCCAUAGUGAAGCACUGACAUCCACUUGAUUCUACUGGGAGAUAUUUAAACAAGUGUUAAGACUCCUCUGUUGAAAUAUCUGAGGCUGCAUUGCGUCCUUGAUUACUAAGCCUGCUUCAAAGAGAGUAGGUUAGCAUGAGCUCUCGUUUCUCUCCUUACAAAUAUCUGUGUUCAGUAUACUUUUUUAAGGAAGAAGUGUUUUUAAGCAAUCACUUUUCAAAUUUGGAAAAUGUAAGUGCUUGUUGAAAAACAAGAGCCUUUGAGCCAACUCCUUUGUUUUACAGCUUGCUGCAACUGACUAGAAUUUCUCCAGUGAUAUGGAGGAAACUUACUGAUAGAAGUAGCCAGAGCCUCUGUAAGUGAUGGCAGAUUCAGCCCAGCAGCAAAGGAAUGGUAGGCAAUGUGUUCCCAGAGUCAUUUUUGCAGUCCCUGCUGUUUUCUAGUUACUGCUACUGCUACUUCUGAAACCAUCCCACUAAAAUUUGCUAUGUUUCAGCAGAGGGCAUCAAGAACAUGUCACUCAAAAGCAGUUGUGGGAAAAGCCAGUGUCUUGACAUACUAUAUCCUGGCAGAGCUCAAUGAUGCAGUUAUAUCACAGGAAUUCAUACUGAAUUUCAGCAGCAACCGACAACUGGAAACUGGAGAUAGGAGUGCAGCCCAUGUGCAUGGGAUUCAUUGUGACCCCCUGGCCCCAUAAAGUUGUCUGAGCUUAUUACUGCUGUUGAAACUUCUCAGAUGGGACCAGCCUACCCUCCUCUGAUGAACCAUGAAACUAUAGAUCUCCCUGCUGGGUGAUAUGAGCUCCCCCAAUGUCAUGUUUCCUUCAAUAGACUUUUGUGAAACAUUUGUACAAAGAGCAUGUCACUCUCAAGCCCAAGCUUCUCAACAGUGGGGUGUUUCUCUUCUUUUUGUUCAAUUCUUCCACAUCUAAAAGAAACUGAGCAAGAUUUGCUUCACAGUGUGUACCUUUUGUGGGAGAGGUUUGAGGUAAUAAUAACCCAACUGUUUCCAGACAUUCCCAGUUAAGGAUUGAAUCCUAGUUUCAAAUGGAGAUGUUUAAAACUGGUUGCAUCAGAUUGUUCUGAUUCUGUGGUUGGUGACUACAUUGUUUUUGACUAAGAGUAAAAUGAAUGUCUGAGUUACCUUUUAUAAGAGGAGAUGGUUGAUGGAGGGUUCUGUUAUCACAGUGUUUUCUUUUUUGGAUUGUUUUUGAGUAAAUAAACACAUUCACCAAAA
This is a messenger RNA of Sceloporus undulatus (fence lizard), 3689 nucleotides long. It is a transcript of the gene LANCL2, whose product is annotated as LanC like 2. The record is from RefSeq and is a predicted model, not a curated record. Bases 391 to 1725 code for a protein of 444 amino acids. Gene Ontology annotation, cellular component: plasma membrane. Gene Ontology annotation, biological process: carbohydrate metabolic process; peptide modification. The transcript has 9 exons. Lineage: Eukaryota; Metazoa; Chordata; Lepidosauria; Squamata; Phrynosomatidae.